AUGCCUGAGAAUGAUUUGCAGAAUCUGCCGGAUCCCGGUAUUUCGCCGCUGUUCUGGCAGGGUGAUGCGCAGAUUGUUGGUUUUCGAAACUCAGAACAUCUGGGGCCAACACGGAAAAUUGAGGCGGGUGACAAGGUGUUUGCUCUGCCCCGCGAUGAGGUUGAUCUGGGUGACGUCACCUUCUCUGCCGAGGGUGUCACCAUGACCGUCGAUCAAUAUCUGGAAAAAGAGCGCAUCGGUGGCUUGCUGGUGGUCAAAGACGGCAAAAUCCUCUUUGAGCGUUAUGGCCUGGGUAACACGCCGGACACGCGCUGGGUGUCGUUUUCGGUGUCGAAGUCUGUUGUGGCGAUGCUGUUUGGUGCCGCCAUCAAAGAUGGCUACAUAAAAAGUGUUGAUGAGAAAGUAACCGAUUAUCUGCCGCGACUGAAAGGCUCUGUAUAUGAUCAGUCGAGUAUCAGAAACCUGCUGCAGAUGGCAUCUGGUGUGGCCUGGAACGAAGACUACGCCGAUCCGAACUCUGACGUGGCUCAGGCGACCUAUGAGACGCUGGCGCUUUACGAUUAUCUGGCGGAUAAGCCACGUGACGCCAAGCCCGGCGAGAAGUUUAAUUACAAUACUGCGGAAACCAAUCUUGCGGGUACGUUGCUGCGCUCUGCUAUCGGCAAUAACCUGUCUACCUAUCUAACAGAAAAAAUAUGGCGUCCAUUUGGCAUGGAAAGCGACGCGGCAUGGAACCUGACAGAGCCUGGUGGCGGCGAAUUUGGCGGCUGUUGUAUCAAUGCAACAUUACGGGAUUAUGCCCGGCUUGGACUGUUUGCUUUGAAUGACGGCAAACUGGCUGAUGGUACACCGAUGCUGGCCCCGGGCUGGAUGGCAGAGUCCACCGAACCUUCCAAGGGAUUUGCAGGCUAUGGUUACUUCUGGUGGUUAAGUGAGUCUGGUGCUUAUGAAGCCUCUGGCAUAUUCGGUCAGGGUAUUCAUAUCAAUCCUGAACACAAUGUGGUGAUUGCCAUUCACAGCGCCAGAAAGCAGGCCAGCGAUGAUCUGGGCUGGGCCCUGCAGGACGCUCUGUAUGUCGCGUUAACUGAGGCGGUUGCGCGAUAG
Molecule: messenger RNA, 1104 nt
Organism: Symbiodinium necroappetens
Lineage: Eukaryota; Dinophyceae; Suessiales; Symbiodiniaceae
Source: the annotation of a GenBank genome assembly